Messenger RNA from Chaetomium strumarium, 600 nucleotides. RefSeq names its product mitochondrial ATP synthase epsilon chain domain-containing protein. The transcript is spliced from 3 exons. Gene Ontology annotation, molecular function: proton-transporting ATP synthase activity, rotational mechanism. Gene Ontology annotation, biological process: proton motive force-driven mitochondrial ATP synthesis. Lineage: Eukaryota; Fungi; Ascomycota; Sordariomycetes; Sordariales; Chaetomiaceae. The coding region runs from base 41 to 274 and encodes 77 amino acids. Gene Ontology annotation, cellular component: mitochondrial inner membrane. The record is from RefSeq and is a predicted model, not a curated record.
AGCGCAAACCCCAAGUCAACCGUCCUGCCAAACCGCCAAAAUGACGUUCGCGUGGAAAGCCGCUGGCCUUACCUACAACCGCUAUCUCGCCGUCGCCGCCCGCGUCGUGCGCCGCAGCCUGCAGGAGGAGAAGAGACUCGUGGCUGAGCGCCGGGGCCAGCAGGAACUGAGAUUUGCGAAGUGGACGAACGGCAAGCAGGGCGAUGUCAAGAACCUAGCUGAUGCCAACGCCCAAGCGGCGGUCGAGAGCGCUGCGAGCGGUGGCACGGCUUAAGUGGGAGGAUGAGAACGGGUUGAAGGGAGGAUAGAUGCAUCUAGAUGGAUGGGAUGAGGUGUGAAGCUUGACGGACGGGCGCACGACACCGUCUCGUUGGCUUCUGGCGGCUGCAAGCGUUCCUCCAGGCGUCAAAACUGUAUCAUAAAGGGGGAAGCUCAAUAAAGGAGGAUACUGAUAAGCAUGGGCUGCGGACAUUGUUGUCGAGCUGACGUGCCAGUUCGAGCUCGUAUGCGUUGGAAAAUAUCUGCAUAAAGCCCUUAUGUGCAUUUUCCUGUUUGACGAGCAAUUUAAAGAUACCAUAAAACUCCAACGCAUGUCCGCGG